Myiozetetes cayanensis is the source of this 2366-nucleotide messenger RNA. RefSeq names its product CDP-L-ribitol pyrophosphorylase A (gene CRPPA). Gene Ontology annotation, molecular function: D-ribitol-5-phosphate cytidylyltransferase activity. Gene Ontology annotation, biological process: isoprenoid biosynthetic process; protein O-linked glycosylation via mannose. NCBI's taxonomy places the organism in Eukaryota, Metazoa, Chordata, Aves, Passeriformes, Tyrannidae. The record is from RefSeq and is a predicted model, not a curated record. Gene Ontology annotation, cellular component: cytosol.
AUGGCCGCGGUCCCCCGGUUGUCCCGCUGUGUGCCCGCUGUUGUGCUGCCAGGGUGCCCCGGGCGCUCCCCCGUUGCGACCUGGGCUUAUGCCGCGGGGGCCCGCACCCGGGGAGCCUCUGUGGGGCCUCGCGUAGCGCGGGGUGGGCGAGGAAUAGGGCCCGGUGUGCGCUGGGGGCAGGCGAGCGGGCGGGCGCUGGAUUCUUUGGGUCGCGGACGUCGCGGGCGAAUAAAAGAGGCGGGCGGGCGGUUGCGCCGUUCCUGCCGCGGGGGGCGCAGAGCGGAGCCGCCGCGGGACCCCGCGCAGAUGGAGCCCGGCGGGGUGUCGGUGUCGGCCGUGCUGCCGGCGGGCGGGAGCGGGGAGCGCCUGGGAGGCGCCACUCCCAAGCAGUUCUGCGUCGUGCAGGGGAGGCCGCUCGUCAGCUACGCGGUGCGGGCCAUGGAGAGGAUAAGUUGGAUAUCUGACAUUAUUGUGGUGGUCUCUCCUGAAAAUAUUGAAACAAUGAAGAGUAUAAUUGAAAAAUAUGGCCACAAAAGAGUUACAGUAGUAGAAGGUGGAAUAACUCGUCACCGGUCAAUUUUCAAUGGACUGAAAGUAUUUGCAGAGAAGGAAUUUUCCAGCCAUCUGCUCCAGAAACCAGAAGUAGUGAUUAUCCAUGAUGCUGUGAGGCCAUUUGUAGAAGAAGAUAUCCUUUCAAAAGUGGUUAUGGCUGCUAAAGAACAUGGGGCAGCAGGAGCAAUUCGUCCUCUAGUUUCUACUGUUAUUGCCUCUUCUGCAGAUGGCUGUUUAGACCACUCACUGGAACGUGCCAGGUACAGAGCGAGUGAAAUGCCUCAAGCUUUCUUGUUUGAUAUAAUCUACAAAGCUUAUCAACAGUGUACAGACUAUGACCUGGAUUAUGGAACUGAAUGUUUGCAUCUGGCUCUGAAAUACUGUAAAACAAAUGCCAAACUUAUUGAAGGAACAGCUGACCUCUGGAAGGUGACCUACAAGCGGGAUCUGUAUGCAGCUGAAUCGAUUAUUAAGGACAACCUUUCACAAGAAGUUUGUGUUAUUACCGAUGCAAAUGAAACUGUUGCACAAGUUGGUUUCCUCCUUCCUGAAUCUCUGAAAAGUCAAAUAAAAGUUGAAGCUGUAUCAAUAUCUCAAAGCAGAAAUGUCAGCCAUCUACAAAGCAUCUUUUCAGGACAGUGCUACAAUUUUGUUUGUGUAAAUGAUAAAAAGCGUGCCAUUCAAGAAACCCAGCAACUAGUGCAUAUGUUGGAAAAAUCAGAUAUUCCUCUCUUAUAUCCAGUUGUCCUUAUUUCGGUAUACCUGGAUAUAUCAGGAAAUAAUUCUUUCAGCAUUGGGAUGGAAGAACUAACAAGCAUCAAGAAAUUUGCAAGGGAAACUAAAAAGAAAAACAUUUUAGUUUACGGUCUCCUUAUCCAAUAUAAGGACCCUUCGUUUCUUCAGGAGACAAUAAAUUCUGCUGCUGCUCUUAUCAUGGCAUUAAUAAAGGACAGAAACCCAGACCUGAUUGGCCAGCUGUUGGUAGCAUAAGACCAUAAAUCAUGUGUAGCUUUUGGAAACAUUCAUUUUUCAUCAUCUAUUCACCAAAAGUCUUAAGUCAUUUUACCCUUUGAUUAAAACUAUGGAUUUAUGCCAUUUACUGUUAAGGUCCUUUAACAGCAUAUUUUUGAUACUUAAAAUGUAAGUCUGAUAUUAUGUAUAAGGUGUAAUAGGAAAUACAAAUAAUUCUGAGAUACACUGGGUACAUACUGUGAGGAAUGAUAUUGAAAUGUUUUUUAAGGUACUGAUCAUUUAAAAAAAGUGCACAUGGGACACCAAAGCAUUCAUGCAGAAUUUUCUUUAAACGUGUGUGUGUAUGUGUGUUGUACUCUAGGACUGCACGACUUAAAUUUUAUUUAAGAUAAAUUAAUCCUAAAGCACAGCUCAUCUACUCUAUAUGAAAUUAUUUAAAAAUUGCUGCUGUAAUAGCUAUCAGUGAAUGUAGAGUUAAUGAUAGAGUGUAACCUUCCUGACAUCAACAGAAACAGGUAUUGCAAGAAGUGUGGGAAGGGUCAGGUCCCUGUCCUCUGUGAAAUGAAGGUAACCUCAAAUCAAAGACAAGACAUGCGUGGGGACAACAAGGUGCUAAACCCCAGUUUUCCAGAUGCAGCAUGCUCUGGCUGUAGCCCCCUUGAUGCUAUGCUUUUUCCUGUGCCCACGGGCCAUCAUUCAGAACUAGCACCACUGAGUUACUGUUGUGCACAUACUCCGUUUUUGCACGUCUGUGUAUGUAUAUGCAUGUAUGUGUGUAUGAAUGCUUAAAAGGUGAGAAAAGGGUUAGGACCGAAAAAAAGUUCCCCUACCCAAUCUAUAGG